Molecule: messenger RNA, 3465 nt
Organism: Limanda limanda (common dab)
Lineage: Eukaryota; Metazoa; Chordata; Actinopteri; Pleuronectiformes; Pleuronectidae
Gene: cacna2d4a
Product: calcium channel, voltage-dependent, alpha 2/delta subunit 4a
Exons: 40
Coding region: 1-3465 (1154 amino acids)
Cellular component (GO): voltage-gated calcium channel complex
Molecular function (GO): voltage-gated calcium channel activity
Source: RefSeq, a predicted model, not a curated record
AUGCAAAUCGCAGCAGCUGCGGGGAUGAACCGCUGGGGUCUGGGAAGAGCCGGGAAUGCCACUAAAUCGGACGGAAGGGGGCCGCGCGGAGGGAGGCUGAUGAUGCUGGUGUGGAUUAUCCUCUUCAGCUCGCUGUGCCUGAUGGUCGACGGGCAGAUGAAGAUCCCACCAGAAACGGUGCAGCAAUGGGCCGUGUCCUUUAGCAAGGAGAUUGCUGCUCUGUCCGCCAGGUACUCUGGAGCCAAGCUGCUACAGAAGAAAUACAAGGACAUCGAGGGCAUGGUGAAGAUUGAGGAGGUGAACGGAGAGGAGCUGGUGAAGAAGUUUGCAGAGGAGAUGGAGGAGAUGCUCGGGAGGAAGAUGAAGUCAGUGAAGAGGUUAGCAGAAGCAGCAGAGGAUGCAGAUUUAUACCACGAGUACAAUGAAACACUGGAGUUUGAUUAUUAUAACUCCAUGCUGAUCAACUCGUACGAUAAGGCUGGGGACUCAGUGCCGCUGGGAGGAGAAUUCCCUCUGGAGGAAAAUGAACACUUCAAUACACUGCCAGUGAACACACAACUGAGCAACAUACAAGUCCCCACUAACGUCUACAACCGAGAUCCAGACAUUCUCAACGGAGCCUACAUGUCCGAGGCCCUGAACGACGUGUUCAUCGACAACUUCCAGAAGGACCCGACUCUCACGUGGCAGUACUUUGGCAGCGCUACAGGCUUCUUCAGGCUGUACCCAGGGAUCAAGUGGACUUCAGAUGAACAUGGUGUGGUCACGUUUGAUAGCAGAAACAGAAAUUGGUAUAUCCAAGCAGCCACGUCUCCCAAAGAUGUGGUGAUCGUGGUGGAUGUCAGCGGCAGCAUGAAGGGACUCAGACUGACCAUCGCCAAACACACCAUCAAUACAAUCCUGGACACACUGGGAGAAAAUGACUUUGUUAACAUCAUUGCUUACAGUGAUUAUGUUCGUUACGUGGAGCCCUGCUUCAAGGGCACACUGGUACAAGCUGAUCUGGAUAACCGGGAGCAUUUCAAGAUUUUGGUUGAAGAGCUUCAUGUGAAAGGAGAGGGCAAAGUGAAAUAUGCAAUGAAGGAAUCUUUUAAGAUUCUCAAUGAGGCUGCUGCACUGGGCCAGGGCAGCCUGUGUAACCAGGCCAUCAUGCUGAUUACAGAUGGAGCCAUGGAGGACUUCCAGGAGGUUUUUAAAGAGUUCAACUGGCCAGAGCGAAGGGUUCGUGUGUUCACCUACUUAAUUGGACGUGAGAUGACAUUUGCUGAUACUGUCAAAUGGAUCGCCUGCAAUAAUAAGGGUUACUAUACCCACGUCUCCACACUGGCUGACGUGCAGGAAAACGUUAUGGAGUACCUCCAUGUUCUCAGCCGGCCGAUGGUCAUCAACCACGACCAUGACAUCAUAUGGACCGAGGCCUACAUGGACACUGUGCUGUUCGAUACUCAGGCCCAAAGCCUUCUGCUGAUGACCUCAGUGGCCAUGCCUGUGUUCAGCAAGAAGAAAGAGACUUUGUCUCAUGGGAUCCUGCUGGGAGUGGUGGGAACUGACGUGGCCCUAAGAGAACUGAUGAGAUUAGCUCCUAGAUACAAGUUGGGUGUCCAUGGUUACGCCUACCUCAUCACUAACAAUGGCUACAUCCUGUCUCACCCUGACCUACGACCUUUGUAUAAGGAGGGGAAGAAGUUAAAGCUAAAACCCAACUACAACAGUGUCGAUCUCUCAGAGGUGGAGUGGGAGGACACUGAGGAGAAACUGAGGACAGCCAUGGUGAAAGGAGAAACUGGAACGCUGUCUUUAGACGUGAGAACGUCAGUGGAUAAAGGAACGAGAGUGAUGUUCCUGAAGAAUGAUUACUUUCACACCGUCCUCAAUGAGACACCAUUUAGUCUGGGUAUAGUGUUAACUCGGGGAUAUGGACAAUAUAUCUUCAUCGGAAACGUCUCUGUUGAGGAAGGUCUUCAUGACUUACUGGCUCCAGAUCUGACCAUAGCCAGCGAGUGGACAUACUGUGAGACCGACAUUGACCCAGCCCACCGCAAGCUGAGUCAGCUGCAGGCUGUGGUACGAUACCUCACUGGCAAAGAACCUGAUUUGGAGUGUGAUAUGUCGUUGUUGCAACAAACUCUGUUUGAUGCUGUGGUCACGGCUCCUAUGGAAGCUUACUGGACCGCCCUUAUGCUUAAUACAUCUGGUAUGGACGAUGGAGUAGAAACAGCGUUCCUGGGGACCCGUUCAGGCCUGUUGAGAUUCCAGCGGUACACUGGUAUUGAGAAAAGGGUUGCUAAGACUUUCCUGACCUCCACAGAUAAGGAGAAUAUGUUCACACUGGACCAUUUCCCAGUAUGGUACCGCAGAGCAGCCGAGUACCCAGCUGGACAGUUUCUAUACUACAUGCCCAGACAGGACACUAGAGAUGUGUUCAGGGACUAUGAGGUUGACUAUAGCGCAACCUUACGUGCUGAGGAGGUGAAGCACCAAGCGGAGGAGGGAGGGGGAAAACGGAGGAGGGAUGAGGAGGCAGGGCCGAUAGUGAUCUCUACCACUGCAGUCACUGUGACCGUGGGCAAGAAAACUGCCAUCGCUGGAGCCAUCGGUGUCCAGAUGACUCUUGACGCGUUUGAGUCCAGAUUCUGGUCCAUUACGUCCCAGCCAAAUGACACAGAUUGCUCUGACAUAGAAGGGAAAUGUCCUCUUCGGUGUGGCAGCUUUGAUAUCGACUGUUACCUGAUUGACAAUAAUGGCUUUGUCAUCAUUUCUAAACAGCGUAAUGAUGCUGGGAGGUUCUUUGGUGAGGUUGAUGGAUCAGUGAUGACCACACUUAUCAGAAUGGGCAUGUUCAAAAGGGUGUCCUUGUUCGACUACCAGGCAAUGUGUAAGAUGAACUUGCAUUCUGUCAACAGCGCUCGUCCACUUCUCAGUCCGUUCUAUGGUUUGACGUCAGCACUCAAGUGGCUCCUCUCCAACUUCCUUCUGUUCCUCCUGGAGUUUAAUAUCUGUGGCUUCUGGCACACGGAGCAUUUUGCUGAUGCGAAGUCUUCUUUCAGCGUGUCCUCGGCUCAUAAGAAAAAAGGGGACAUCCUGCAGCCGUGUGAAACCGAGUACCCCAGCUUCGUUUAUGAGCCGUCAGUCAAAGAGACCAACAGCAUUAUUAAGUGUGGACGCUGCCAAAAGAUGUUUGUGGUGCACCAGAUACCAGACAGCAACCUCCUGAUGCUGGUGGUUCAAGCAGACUGUGACUGCUCCAGACAGUACAGUCCCAUCACCAUGGAGCCCCAGGAAGUCAAAUAUAACGCCUCAGUAAAGUGCGACAGGAUGAGGUCGCAGAAGAUUCGCAGACGGCCCGAGUCCUGCCACGCCUACCAUCCUCAGGAGAAUGCCAACGACUGCGGACGAGCGUCUUUCAUUUCUGUCUCAAUCUCUCUCUUCUUUAUCUGUCUUUCCUUCUCCACGAUCGUCUCUUGA